UUUUUUGGCGGUAAAAAUAUAUAUGAAAAGAAAAACUUAUGUAUAAUAAAUCAUUUUAUAUAUAUUUUCAAGGUCUAGCCCUUGGCUGGUUAUUUAGCUCAUCUUUAUUUGUUAAUAAUAGUGUCAAAGUUGUUUCGAAUGCAUUUGAUUCUGGUAAAGAUGAUCCUGAAGAUGACCUAAGUUUCGAACCAGGUUGUUCAGAUACUGAAGGAGAAUAUAAAAUGGUACUAGUCGUUAGAAAUGAUCUUAAAAUGGGAAAAGGAAAAGUCGCAGCACAGUGUUCUCAUGCUACACUUGGUUGUUUUCAAAAAGCAUGUGAACAAACUCCUGAUGCUGUUGAUACAUGGUUUUCUGGUGGACAAGCUAAAGUUGUUUGUAAAUGUGAAUCAGCUGAUGAUUUAGAAGAAUUACGACGUCAAGCUAAACGUAAAGGUCUUACAACUUGUUUGAUACGAGAUGCAGGACGAACACAAAUUGAACCUGGUAGUAAAACAGUACUUGGAAUUGGACCAGGUUUGUACUUAACAUAA
This is a messenger RNA of Adineta steineri, 530 nucleotides long. The record is from the annotation of a GenBank genome assembly. Lineage: Eukaryota; Metazoa; Rotifera; Eurotatoria; Adinetida; Adinetidae.